Molecule: messenger RNA, 1845 nt
Organism: Verticillium dahliae VdLs.17
Lineage: Eukaryota; Fungi; Ascomycota; Sordariomycetes; Glomerellales; Plectosphaerellaceae
Product: chaperone protein dnaK
Exons: 5
Coding region: 1-1845 (614 amino acids)
Biological process (GO): protein refolding; cellular response to unfolded protein
Cellular component (GO): cytoplasm
Molecular function (GO): heat shock protein binding; misfolded protein binding; ATP-dependent protein folding chaperone
Source: RefSeq, a predicted model, not a curated record
AUGAAGCUCUUAAGUUUGGUCAUGAGCUUCUUGGCACUUGCAGCGGAGGAGCGUCCGGCUUUUCAACGUCUCUCCAAGGGGGCCCACUGUUGGUUGACGUAUGCAUUCAACAAGGUCUCCCCAGAAGCACGCGUCGAGCGAGGUAGGGAAGGGAACCUCUGCGGCAAGGUGAAACGCCGUGGCGAUGAGGACUACGUGAGACUCGCCCCCAUGUUGUCUCAGCGGCGAGCUAUAUUGAGUUUGGAACAAGUUGCGUUGAUCGCUGCAAAACUUGUCGUAAAAUGCUUCGACCUGGCCGGUUGCAGCGACGGGGACGUCAAAUUCGGGGCUAAAGAGCGCGGCUACUUCGCCUUUGUCGCGGACAACCCCCAAAACCCAGAGAUCGCCGACACGGAUGGGAAGGAGGAUCUGCGAAGUAGCGAGGUCCAAUGCUUUCGCCUCAUGGGGAUCGAAGCCUAUGAAUCGCCCCUGCGUGACGGUCUCAAUGAAGUGGAGGGCUGCUUUGAAUGUCUACCCGUUGCGACUGCGUUUCUGGGCGCACGGAGGGAGGCUCCAAUAGCCGGCAUCGAUCUCGGCACUUCCUAUUGCUGUGUUUUCGUAAACGGCAGGCUCAUAUCCAUCGCGUACGGCGAAAACGUGUGUCCCACCGUUGUUCAUAGCAAGAAUGGCAGGUGGACGCUGCCCCGGCGGGCAGAUACCAAAGGCAUACGGUACAGCUGCGUCAAGCGCAUCAUCGGGCGAUCGACGCAAGACGGUCGAUUGGCGAACGACAUAAAGCAUGUGCCACACGCCAUUCUGAAAGGCGAGUACCCAAUGCUGCACUCAGAGUUGGAGGAUAUCACGCCAGAAGAAGUUUCCGGCUUUAUCUUGCACAACGCAAGGCAGGCCGUCGAGAAGGACACGAAAAAGGCAGUUUCGGCUUGCGUCAUCGGCGUCCCAGCCUACUUCACCUCUGCGCAACGACUAAGUACACUCGCCUCAGCACAGAUCGGGGGCUUCGACAUCGACAAAGUCCGCCUCGUUGAGGAGCCUGUCACCGCCAUGGUCUACUACAAGCACGCCAACGAAACGGCACAAGAGAUGGACAGCAAACGUGUGCUGGUUCUAGAUCCUGGAGGCGGAACCAUGGACGCGGCACUCGUUUAUUCUGAAGACCAGAAGACCUUUCUCAUCAAAGCGACCGCGGGCAAUAACUGCUUGGGAGGAAUCGACGUGGACCGAAACCUGAUGGAGAUUGUGCUCCGCGAAGCCAAAAAUGCCGUGCAUGAUGCUCCCGAACUCAUGGCUAGCUGCGAGACUGCGAAGAUGGAUCUAGCAGAUGCCGAAACGGUUGAUGUCACUAUUCUGCCGGAAUCAGACCACGAGCAUACCGUCACGAUCACUCAGGACGAUCUGGAGGAAGCUUGCGCCCCGCUCAAAGAUGCCAUCUUGGACGCGAUCGGGGACCUACGCAGACAACAGCCUGACGCUUUGGCAAGUCUCGACUACAUCCUCUUGGUCGGCGGGUCGACCGUGGCUCGUGGCCUGGCGCUGAUCGGUCGCGACGACUCCAUCCAAAUCAUCCCGGUCCUGCCACGUUCCCUCGGUGUAGUGACUACGGAGCCGGAUGGCUCGCACCAGCUCCAGGUCAUCAUGAAACGCAACACGCAGCCACCGAAUACAGCGAAUCGGGACUUCUUCACGAAGGAGGACAAUCAGGGGGAGAUUGAGAUCGAGAUCAUGGAAGGCGACACGGACUACACGAGCAACAUCUCCCUCCAGUCCUUCCGCGUCAAGUUCGGACGUUGCCCGGCGGCUGAAUUCAACUACGAAGUCAUUGAAAGUGAUACGCCAGGCAAGAUUUGA